This is a messenger RNA of Nerophis lumbriciformis (worm pipefish), 1724 nucleotides long. RefSeq names its product Rh family, C glycoprotein b (gene rhcgb). Gene Ontology annotation, cellular component: plasma membrane. The record is from RefSeq and is a predicted model, not a curated record. NCBI's taxonomy places the organism in Eukaryota, Metazoa, Chordata, Actinopteri, Syngnathiformes, Syngnathidae. Gene Ontology annotation, biological process: ammonium transmembrane transport; ammonium homeostasis. Gene Ontology annotation, molecular function: ammonium channel activity.
GCUGGUGACUUUCACUCAGGCAGGUACUGUACUUUUCCAAAGGACAUACUGAAUAACGACCAAGCUAUCCUCCAAGAUGGGCUGCGUUCAAAGCUUCAGGGAGUUUUGUGACCGCUCCAAAAAUACAAAUAUCCGUUUAAGUCUUCCAGCAGUGUGCAUCGUGUGGCAAACAGCCAUGAUCAUCUUGUUUGGAGUUUUUAUCCGUUAUAACGAGGAGGCGGAUCCACACUGGAUAGACUACAAGAAAGCCCAUAAUAUAUCCAGUGACAUUGACAAUGACUUCUACUUCAGAUAUCCAAGUUUCCAGGAUGUCCAUGUGAUGAUCUUUGUAGGAUUUGGCUUCCUGAUGACUUUUCUCAAGCGCUACAGCUUCGGUGCCGUGGGUUUCAACUUCCUCAUCGCAGCUUUCGGCAUCCAAUGGGCGCUGCUCAUGCAGGGCUGGUUCCACUCCCUGGACUGGACCGAUGGAAAGAUCAAAAUAGGAAUCGAGAGCUUAAUUAAUGCAGAUUUCUGUGUGGCGGGCUGCUUAAUUGCUUAUGGAGCCGUGCUGGGUAAAGUCAGUCCAGUUCAGCUGAUGGUAUUGACUCUGUUUGGCGUCACGUUGUUUGCCGUGGAGGAAUAUAUCAUCCUCAGUGUCAUACAUGCCCGUGAUGCAGGAGGCUCCAUGGUGAUCCACACAUUCGGGGCUUAUUACGGCCUUGCCAUCUCGUGGAUGCUCUAUCGACCAAACUUAGACCAGAGCAGUCGUCUGCAGGGCUCGGUCUACCACUCAGAUGUCUUCGCUAUGAUUGGAACUAUCUUUCUGUGGAUCUUCUGGCCCAGUUUCAAUUCAGCCAUCACUGACCAUGGGGAUGGGCAGCACAGGGCUGCCAUUAACACCUACCUGGCCUUGGCAGCAACAGUGCUCACCACUGUGGCCAUCUCAAGCCUCUUUGAGAAGCAUGGCAAACUGGACAUGGUUCACAUCCAGAACUCCACUCUGGCUGGAGGUGUGGCAGUUGGAACUGCAGCAGAGUUUAUGCUGAUGCCUUACGGCUCUCUAAUAGUUGGCUUCUGCUGUGGUGUCAUCUCCACGCUGGGAUAUAUCUUCCUCACGCCCUUCAUGGAGAAGCACCUAAAGAUCCAGGACACGUGUGGAAUCCACAACCUUCACGCCAUGCCUGGUCUUAUCGGUGGCAUUGUGGGAGCCAUUACUGCUGCAGCCGCGUCCGAGUCUGUUUAUGGGAAAGAAGGACUGAAAAACACCUUUGACUUUGAUGGUGACUUUGAAGACAUGACACCGACGAGGCAGGGGGGUCACCAGGCCGCGGGCAUAUGUGUGGCCGUCUGCUUUGGUGUAGGUGGAGGCAUCAUGGUUGGUUUUAUUUUAAGGUUACCUAUCUGGGGCGAUCCAGCUGAUGACAAUUGCUUUGACGAUGAAGUCUACUGGGAGGUGCCUGAUGAUGAGGAAAGUGUUCCACCAGUACUGCAGUACAACAACCACAUGUUGAACAAAGAUGUGACAGAGUCAAAUUUCACAAUGGAGCAGAACUGACCCAGCAUCAUCUGGAACUUGGAGGGUUGCUGUCCUCUGCUGGUAUUCUUUUAUUCUCCUCCUAAACAGAUUUCAUUCGAUCAUGUUUCCCACCUCUACAAAUAUUUAUUGUCCAGCAAAAGAGUUUCUUUUUUUGAGGAUUUUUUUCCCCAUAUUUGCCUAAUAAAAUGCGUGUGUGUACGAAAAUCAA